Messenger RNA from Knipowitschia caucasica, 390 nucleotides. The record is from the annotation of a GenBank genome assembly. Lineage: Eukaryota; Metazoa; Chordata; Actinopteri; Gobiiformes; Gobiidae.
AUGGUGAAGGAAUUCCAGGAAAGAUGGCCUGCUCUGUUCGAGAUCAGUGAGAUAAAUUCAGAAUUCAAAAGGAUCACCACCGUCCCAUUGCAGUGCAAGUUCCUGUACAGACUGGAUCUCUACUCCGCUAAGCUGAGUGAGCUGUUUCUAAAGAGAGGGGGGCAGUUGGGCCAAAAGCUCAAAAGUCUCAUGGCACCAGUGACUGAUAGUGUCAGUGUGCAUGUGAGGCGGGAGUGCAUCCUAAAGGGACUCUGUGCGUAUAUGGGCGAAGACCACGAACAGCUGGUUCGGGAAUAUAUGACCUACACUCCUCAUUCAGACCUCAUUCAGACCUACACUCCUCAUUCAGACCUCAUUCAGAGCUACACUCCUCAUUCAGACCUCAUUUAG